This is a messenger RNA of Octopus sinensis (East Asian common octopus), 3780 nucleotides long. Its product is annotated as sperm-associated antigen 16 protein-like. The record is from RefSeq and is a predicted model, not a curated record. Gene Ontology annotation, cellular component: axonemal central apparatus. Gene Ontology annotation, biological process: axoneme assembly. Gene Ontology annotation, molecular function: protein binding. The transcript has 18 exons. NCBI's taxonomy places the organism in Eukaryota, Metazoa, Mollusca, Cephalopoda, Octopoda, Octopodidae. Bases 22 to 1902 code for a protein of 626 amino acids.
UAUAGUAACGGCAGAAUAGCUAUGGCAGAGAUUGACCCAAACGAAGAGAAAUAUUAUUUAGAAUCGGAAAAUUACAGUGAUGAUUGUGAUGAAAAUUAUAAAUAUGAAGAGCUUUCCAUUAAUGAAGAUGCUAUAUCAUUAGGGAGUGAAGAUUUUAACACACUUUUGAAGUGUCUGAAAGUAGAAGAGAAAGAGAAGAUCAGUUCAGCAUCUAGUUUGACUGAACCACAAGAUGUUAGUGAAAGUCCAGAGGCAUCAGUCAAAGAAAUUCCUGAAACAGUGGAUGAUUUCAUUUGCAACUUUUUAGCACAGAUGAAAAUGAGGAAAACACUAAAUGCUUUCCAAACAGAAUGGUAUGAAAUGGAACAAAAGGGCAUGGUAUCAAAUGCUACUCCCUUUCUCCUACCAGAUGUUUACACCUCAAUUUUGCAAUUAGAAUCGCAAAUAAAACUACUCGAAAAAGAUUCUGCUGCUUUCAAAAAAGUAGCUCUAAAAGCUAAAGAGGCCUAUCUAAAAUUACAGAAACAGAGAGACUUCCAUCGAAUGAACCAUCAUCGAAUUGUUCAAGAAAGAGAUAAUCUUAUGAACGACAUCAGACGUCUUAAGAAGCAUUACAGUGCUUUUGAACCAACAUUGAAAGAGUUUAAAGAAAGAUACGAAUCUGCUAUGAAACACAAGAUGUUGACUAAGAUUGAGUUGGAACGAACUCAAACUCACUGUGAAGAACUGACACGAACGAUAAAGAAUUUAGACAUUAAACAUAAACCAGAGAAAAGAAUAUCUGAACCAUACAUAACUACACAUCCUUGUGGUAAAGGUAGAGUGAUAUUGGAUGAGAAAGGCAUGGGGCCAACACAAAGAAAACUGGCAGAAGAAAGGGAGAAGUCUUUUACUCGCAGCUUUACAAGAGAGCUUAAGAAGGACUCCAAAUUUCCAUCGGACAGAAGGAUAAACCCACUUUUGCUAAUGAAUAAGACUCUGAGCAGCUACCCUAUCCGAGCCGGUGGUUUCAAACUGACCAAAACCUAUAUUGGACAUAAAGAUGCUAUAAGCAGUGUGUGUCUCCAACCUAAGUCGAAGCUCCUCGCUACAGCCAGUGAUGAUAAGACCUGGAAAUUAUGGUCAAUGCCAGCAGGUGAAUUGAUAGUGACCGGUGAAGGACAUACUGAAUGGGUAGCAGACUGUGCAUUUAACGAUGAUGGAAACCAUCUGGCAACAUGUGGUGGAGACAAAACUGUGAAAAUCUGGGACUUUUCACACUACAAAUGCCAACAUACUUUUAAAGAACAUCAGCUCGGAGUUUGGAGUUGUUCUUGGCACUGGACUGGAGAUUUUGUAGCUUCAUCUUCCAGAGACAAUACUGGGAAAGUAUGGGAUUUGAACAGUAUGCGCUGUAGAUACACUCUGAGAGGCCACACAGAUUCAGUAAACAGCAUUAAAUUUGUGUACUACUCAAAUAUCCUUCUUACUAGCUCUACUGACAAAACAGUCUCACUUUGGGAUGCCAGGACAGGUCUCUGUGGACAAACAUUCUAUGGCCAUACAGCAGGUGUGAACCACGCUGUGAUUAAUCAAAAGGGUGAUACUGUUGCCUCUUGUGAUACACAAGGAAUUGUUAAACUCUGGGACACAAGAACUGUGGCACCAAUGAUCACAUUUGAAGCCGGAAGCUUUUCAGCGAAUAAACUUGCUUUUGACUACACAAGUUCUGUAGUUGCUAUAGCCUGUGAUGAUCACACUGUGAAGAUCUAUGAAAUUGCAUCAGGACAGCUGGUGUCUCUUAUAGGACAUGAUGAUGCUGUCCAAUGUGUGGAAUUUGAAUGCAGUGGACAAUACCUAGUGUCUGGUGGUAGUGACGCAAAAUUCCUGAUUACCUCCUUCUUUGUCUCAAAAUCUUUGUGACCAUUGAUCCAGCUGUUUGACUGUGAAGAGGGAACAGACAGACAGAUGGACAUUAUAGUAAGAUUCUCGUGUUACCCAAAUCACAAGGUUACUUGUGACUGUCUUUGGUUCCUAUAACUCAGAUGAGAGAUAAUUCUGCCCCAGGAUGCUAGUUGCUUUUGUCACCACAGGAAUUGAACUCAAGAGCUAGAACAUACAAAAGCAAUGAAAGCGGCACUAUUUGACUGAGUAUGAGAUACAAAACAGUCAAGGAUGGUGGCUAUUUACCACUAUUACCAAUCAGCUACCACUGUACAAUACAGACAACCCUGUUCCCUGGACCAACAAAUCUCAUAUGCUGAACAGAAUUUGUAGAGAAAAUGGACCAUCCAAUCUUGGUGACUUGUCUCUUGCACAACCAGAAAUAGUUACUGAAAUCAGAUUUUCUCACUUUAUCAUUUUUUACCAUGAUUUGUGGAAGGCUGUUGAAAUAGACAUCAAAGCCUACUCCUUGUAGUUCAUCACCCUUCUCAAACAACUUAUCAAAAUAUUGCAGAUAAAACUGCACAAAUCUACUUGCAAUCAGAUAUCACAUACCUCUAUGGUCUGUUAAACACCAUAUAAUGGUGACAUAGGUAUGUCAUGAUACCUUAAUGACACAGGCAUAUCAUGGCUCAGUUGUCAUGACAUGAUUGUUUCACUCUGACUCACUGAACACCUUUUGUAUAGUUUCACUUUAUCUUGGACAGCACAGCUUUGUGUUUAGCAUUGAAGACAUGAUCAAGUGCCAUUCUGACCAUUACCACUUGGACUAUAAGAUCCUUCCUAUCAGCUCCUGUUAAAUAAGCUAGUACCUCACCGCAUGUAAUGCUUUUCACUGAUUCUUCUUAAUCCUAUAACUCUUUGUGGAGCAUAUGACAUCAGUAAGAGAUCACCAUAUGUCUCAUUCUUUGGUAAGGGGUUGUAAUUGGCCCCAGGUGUAGCUGCCUGUCAGCACUUCAGUUUCUUAAUAGAUUCUUAAUUUUCCUUUUCAGGCCUACCCAUCAUCCAUUAGUUAUAAUUAUGCUUGUCAAUGACCAUUCAGUUAAUACUCUAAUCCAAUAAAUAUAUACUCUCCAUGCUUUAAAUGGCAUGUUCAGCUUUUAGUAACUGCUUCCUUUUCAAAAACUCCAAUCUACAUUGAGUAUACAUAUCAUAAACUCUUGUUUUGUGCAAUCAAAUACAUAAAAUAAGUAUACUACUUAUACUAACUCGGUCAGCUGUACUAACAAACAUUCUAAGUACAAUCUGGAUGGCCUAUUCUGAUUUUCCAAAGUCCGUGCACUGAAGUACAUGAAGAUAAUCCAUUCAUUCUCUGUCGAUGCACCUGAAAAUAUCUGAGUAGAUUUCAGUGACUUUUGCAACCCUCCAUUCUAAAUGCUUAUCUACCCAGCCCCAGUUGGUGUGGUCAGUAUUUAGAUGCCAUUCUACUACCCCUACUAAUACUAAUGAACAAAAUGUACUCAAAAGAUCUAAAUAAUUAUUGCUGUUGUUGUUAUUGUUGUAUAGCCCUAAUUCAGCGCUGAUCAUUCAGACCUAUGAUAAGAAAGCAUUCCAGUCAUAAUAAUCUCUUAUUUAUCUAUGAUUACAUUAUGUAAUGUGCCAUUUCACUUUUAAGACAUCAGGGUGCUUAUUUCUGAGAAAUUUGAUUGCUAUUUCUGGCAAAUUGGUUGACCAUGUAGAGGUUUUCACUUUGACUGUGAGUGGAUAAGGUCAGACUGACAAAUUUUAUUGAACAUUAUCUAACUAUCUCACUCAUUUAUUCAAGACAUAUAUCUUUGAAUUGAACAGAAUAUUCUGGAAAUGUCAAAAGUAAAAUAAAUAAAAUAUCACCACAGUUAAACUCUUGUAAAAAAAACA